AUGGCGAGAUUCUCAGCCCUAUCAAUUGCCGGAUUAGCCCUACUAUUGAGUUAUGUCGAAGCCAAGAAGAUGUUCACCCAAGACCCCGUUCAGCCGAUCAAGAGAGCCGUAAAUAUUCCCUCUGAUGAGCCAGUUUUGGUUCUCGUCUACAGAAGUACAUGCCCACGCAGUCAGAGAACGAUUCCCCGGUUUCAACGAGCCGCCAAAAUCCUCGAAGGAUGGGGAAUGAAGACUCUCUCGCUUGAGUACAAUGAGACCGGAUGGGAGUACAUGAAGAUUGCCUUCCCCUUGAAGAAGUUCCCUGCUAUUGUUAUGUACCCUGGUGAUGGAAGCAAACUCCGAUACGACGAGAAGGACCCACCCCAGGCUGCCGCCGAGGAUUUCGUCUCGUUUGCCUGGAGCAACCGUAUGCGCCGAGUC
Mesorhabditis belari is the source of this 420-nucleotide messenger RNA. NCBI's taxonomy places the organism in Eukaryota, Metazoa, Nematoda, Chromadorea, Rhabditida, Rhabditidae. The record is from the annotation of a GenBank genome assembly.